This is a messenger RNA of Gavia stellata (red-throated loon), 4807 nucleotides long. It is a transcript of the gene OTUD4, whose product is annotated as OTU deubiquitinase 4. The coding region runs from base 38 to 3454 and encodes 1138 amino acids. The transcript has 21 exons. Lineage: Eukaryota; Metazoa; Chordata; Aves; Gaviiformes; Gaviidae. Gene Ontology annotation, molecular function: cysteine-type deubiquitinase activity; K63-linked deubiquitinase activity. The record is from RefSeq and is a predicted model, not a curated record. Gene Ontology annotation, biological process: protein deubiquitination; regulation of protein K48-linked deubiquitination; negative regulation of interleukin-1-mediated signaling pathway.
AGAGCUGCAGCGAUUCUCCACAGCCUGAAGCGAGAACAUGGAGGCGGCGUGCAAACCCGACGGUGGGGAGCAGAGUCAUCAAGGCAGCGGCGUGGACGCCCCUGGGGACUCUUCUAUGGACUGCUACUUGCGAUCUCAGGGCUUGUACAGAAAGAGAGUUGCCAAGGAUGGAUCUUGUCUUUUCAGGGCUGUGGCCGAGCAGGUGUUACACUCUCAGUCUCGGCAUAUCGAUGUUAGGAUGGCUUGUGUAGACUAUCUUCGGAAAAAUAGGGAGAAAUUUGAAGCAUUCAUAGAGGGGCCAUUUGAAGAGUAUUUAAAAUGCUUGGAAAAUCCACAGGAAUGGGUUGGACAAGUAGAAAUAAGUGCCCUUUCUCUUAUGUACAAGAAAGAUUUCAUAAUAUACCGGGAACCAAAUGCUUCUCCUUCCCAUGUAACUGAAAAUGGCUUUUCUGAUAAGGUAUUGCUGUGCUUCUCAAAUGGAAACCACUAUGAUAUUGUUUAUCCCAUAGAGUAUUCAGAAAAGGCUGCUCUGUGCCAGUCUCUGCUGUAUGAGUUGCUGUAUGAGAAAGUAUUUGAUACAGAUGUAAAGAAAAUCAUAGCAGAACUUAGUGCUGUUGGUGUGACAGAAGAAAGUAAUGGCAGCAGUGAAGUAUCUGCUUCAGAUUCAGAAGAUGACGACUACAGAAGUAAAGCUACAACAGUUAGUGAUAUGAAUGGAUUGAAGUCUCUUUCUGGAAACAAGCACCUUAAAAGCAAUGGGAAUCCUACCUUGUUGGUCUUACCCAAAAAAGUUCUUAAAUCACUCAAUCCAUCAGUUUACAGAAAUGUUGAAUAUGAUGUUUGGCUCCAAUCCAAAUGGGAUCAGCAAAAACAAGAUUUUUCUAUUGCUGCUGGCAUGCAAUACUCAGUUGGAGAUAAAUGUAAAGUGCGCUUAGACCAUAAUGGAAAAUUUUAUAAUGCCCAUAUUCAAGAAGUUUGUUCAGAGAAUGGGCCAGUUGUUGUAUUUGUAGAAGAGCUUGGAGCAAAGCAUGCUGUCUCACUGAAGAGCCUUAAACCUCUUCCACAGGCCUCUCCUAUGGAGGGCUGGAACACUGUGCCAGGGAAGAAGAUAAAAAAGUUUUUCCCAACAUGGGGGCAGAAUGCUCAGCCCGAUGCAGAUUGCAGAGGGCCAAAGAAUCAGAGCAAGUCAAUAAAACCCCAGUCAGCACUACCUCCUCGACUUCAGCAUACUGUGGGAACCAGGCAGCAUCAGUUCUUAUGUUCUGGACCCCAACCUCAUCAGACCUCAACUGAGCAAAAAGCUCCAGGCAGGAAUCCUUCCCAAACUGUAAGAAAACCAGACCGGGAGAGAACCGAGGAUCUGAACCAUGGCAGCAGAGAUUGUAACUACUUUGGCCUGUCUCCAGAGGAACGCAGGGAGAAACAGGCUAUAGAAGAAUCUCGUUCGCUUUAUGAGAUUCAGCAGAGGGAUGAACAAGCUUUUCCUGCUCUUUCCAGUAAUCAGUCAGGCUGUCAGGCUGCUACGCAGACUGUGGAUCAUUUAAACCAGAAAAAGUUCUCAAAUAAUGAGAGAAGAAACGGCAAGUGGAAAGCAGAGGUGGAAGAGCAGAAGGAUAAAGAGUCAAAUUCCAGGCAGACCCACUUAAGUCAGAAGCUUGAGCCAAAUUCAUCUGAGAAGAAUAGUCAAGAUGAGAGUUACCCAAAAGCUUCAUCUCCUUUGGAACAAGUGAAAACAGAUUCUCCGAUUCUUGCUGAGCAAAACCUGACAGAAUGCUUACCAAGCGUAACUCCAACACCCUCACCAGUCUUUUCUGAGGUGCAUUUACCUCCAGCAGUGCCUUCCGUACCCGCCGUUGUGCCAGCUUGGCCAAGUGAGCCAACAACCUAUGGACCAGCAGGUAUUCCAGCCCAAAUACCUGCUGCUUCAUUGAUGCCAGCCCCAGCAACGGGACCUGACUCUAUUGUAUCACAGGCUCAGGUAACAUCUGCUCCAGUUGCUGGAGUUCCUGUGUCGCUACAAGCAGUUAACCAGCCUUUAAUGCCUUUGCCUCAGACUCUGAAUCCUUACCAGGAUCCGCUAUACCCUGGAUUCCCUUUUAGUGAAAAGGGAGAAAGAGCCGUUGCACCCUCUUACUCCCUGUGCAAUACUGGGGAAGACUUACCUAAAGAUAAGAAUAUUCUUAGAUUUUUCUUCAAUCUUGGUGUGAAGGCAUACAGUUGUCCCAUGUGGGCACCCCAUUCCUACUUGUACCCCCUGCACCAGGCCUAUUUAGCUGCUUGUAGAAUGUAUCCAAACGUCUCCCUUCCCGUGUAUCCGCAUAACCCGUGGUUCCAGGAGGCUCCCCCGACUCAGAAUGAAAACGAAACUGCACGAAUAAACCGGCACUUUCCUGUUCAGAGUGAGGCCAGAUCCAACGGUCAAAUCCCACAGGUUGACAGUAGAUCUCCAUCACUGCCUCUGGUUAUACCUACAGCUCAGGUGUCGGAAAGUCAAGGCCAGGUCUGCGUGGAAUCGGAGAAUCCAGUGCAGGCUCUUCACGCAAACUAUGAGGAGUCCCUGAGAGGGAAAAACCUUUUCCCACAGCCACCCUUCGGACACAAUCACUUUCUAGGAGCUGUUCCAAUAGCACCUCCUUUCUUUCCUCACUUUUGGUAUGGGUACCCAGUUCAGGGCUUCAUUGAAAAUUCAGUAACGAGACCUAAUGUUGUCAUGUCACCUGAGGACAAAGAGGCAACAGCUAGCACGUCUGUGAACACGUAUGUGGCUAAAGAAUGCAGCCCUCCGGCUCCUGUAGGAAACUGCGCAGAACAGCGUCAGAAGACGAAUGGCAGCAGCGGCUCGAACACUGUACCGUUCCCUGGGGCUGGUGCAAGCAGUGAAUGCAGCGCCCCAAAAGAAACUUCAGCUAGGGCACCUCAGACGGAGCAAACUUGUCCUUCGGCUUCUCCCGCUAAGCAAAAAACAGCGGGGCAGCAAAAUCGUUCUCUGCAAACGCAGGGGACUGAGAGGCAGACCGUGGUGCCCAACACUCUGCCACUGUUGGCAGAACCACCGAAACAGGAACUGAAAAACAGCAUUCCCAGUCGUAAGGAGAAGACUGAUAAAGGCAGAGACUCCAAGGGUGCUGGUAAUCUGCAGCCAGAAAGCAGGGCACAGAGAACGAGGGAGGAGAGCUCUGAAGACGAGAGCGAAGUUUCCGAUAUGCUGAGAAGCGGUAGAUCCAAGCAGUUUUAUAACCAGACAUAUGGAGGAGGCAGACGGCCUAGACUGGAGUGGGGUUAUUCCAGCAGGGGAGGAUACCAGUUCCAAAGAAACGAGGAAGCCUGGAAAGGACCAGCCAGCAGAAGCAGAGAUGACAGCUACCAGUAUCAGCGAAACUUUAGAGGGAGGCCAUACAGGAAUGACCGGAGAAGGGCAACACUGGGAGAUAAUCAGAGGGGGCAUCAAGCAUAAAAUGAACGGAUAAUUGAAAGUUUUAAAAUGCAGAACGUAAUUUGAAGUAGCAGUUUAAAAUCUUAAUCUUUCUUUUUAGUGAAGUUCGAGGAUGUGUUUAACUUUCGGUGAGUGAAGACUAGGAGGAUGUGAACUCCUACCGUAUUUUUUUUUUUUUUGGAUUAUAGACUUCAUUUGGCUUAGCAUUUUUUCUUCAAUGUCAAAUUAAAAACAACAUAGGUUUAGCGUUUGAUCAUUUCCCCCACCCCCCCCAAAGGUUUGAGUUUGUGAUAGAAGAUGGAUACAUACGUAUGUUUACUAGAGUGACAAAUUAGAGCAUUUGACGUGAUCUAGAUUCCAAAAUUGAUGGUAACAUUGCACCAAAUAUAAACGUGUAUUUUAUCAUACAAUGCCUUAGUUCUGAACUGAGCUAAAGGAAUUCUCAGCCUACUGCACUGUUGUCUUUGAUAUGCUUCCAACCCAAAGGCCUUUCAUCUCAAAAAAAAUAAAUCUGUCAAACUUGAAUGUUUCUCUUCAGUGUGUAACACGUACGGCAGCCAGCUAACCCUGUGUCUUAGGUAUGUUGUAUAUAGUUCUUUUCAUAUUCAUAGGGUAUAUUUUUGAAUUUUAAAAAGCAUUUAUUUGUUGAACUCAAAAUCAAGACAAGCAGUCAAGAAUAGCUGUGUAUGAAUUGGUAAGAAUGGCUGUUUCCACCAAGAAUUCUUAAUGCCGGUGUGACUAGAACGGUGCCUAUGCCAACCGAAUAAUUACAAAGACAAUAAAAAUGUAGAUGCUAUGCAUUUCCAAAAUAAUUCUGCAUCUGUUGUAAUAGCAGAAGUUUUUUUAAUGCCACUUUAACACUAAUGCACUGACAAAUCCUAGAUAUUUUGUGAGGAGAGACGCAUAAAGUACAUGUUAAGUUUUUUUUAAGUUUGUAUGAUGGAGCUACUGUUCAGUAUUCUUUUGUUGUUGCACUGUUGAUGCAAAUGUAUGUUUUUGCAUGUACAACUCCUUGCUGGAACUCCUUUUAAAAGAAGCAAGAUGGAGAGGCUCGGUGUGCUCUGCUCUUCCCGACACUUCAGAAGAAAGUGGCUUCUGCCUUAUAUUUUUACACUGUGUCAGAGUUCUGAUGCUGUUUCUUCUGACCCUGACAAUGAUCUCUGCAGUGUUCCUCUUGCCUUUGCAGUUUGGUCAUUCAGCUGUCCAGACCUGGAGAGCGCAGUGUGCACAGCGUUCACUCGGCUCUGUUGCUCUGUAAAAUUAACUGUUGUGUAUAUUUUUAUAUCUCUGUAUAUACCAGUGUAGGUGAUGGUACCCUUUCAUUUAUGUCUGAGAUUGUACAUCCUCUAUCAGGAAACUUGAGUGACAGUUAUG